Molecule: messenger RNA, 1542 nt
Organism: Prorocentrum cordatum
Lineage: Eukaryota; Dinophyceae; Prorocentrales; Prorocentraceae
Source: the annotation of a GenBank genome assembly
AUGCCGUGGGAACGCCGUCCUGAAGCCGAGGGCGCCGCACCCGACGACCCCUCCGCGGCGGCGCCGCCGGGCGCGCCGGGCCCGGGCCCCGCCGGGGGGCCGCCCGGCGCACCCAAGCGGGCGGGCGGCGCGGGGAUCCCGUCACUGCUGCUGUUCCGGGCGGUGCUGCGCGGGGGCAGCCUGGAGGCUGUGCGCCUGCUCCUGGCGUCGGGCGCCGACGUGCGCGCGACGGACUGCAAGGGGAGCUCCGUCAUGCACUUCUGGGCCCGGGCGACGGCCGGGGUGAAACAGCUCAUGCUCGUCGCGGGGGGGGGCGAGGAGCUCAUCCGGGCCGGCGCGGACCCGAGCGCCUGGCGCCAGUCGGACGGGAUGUCCCCGCUGCACCACGUCUGCGCUCGCCAGAACCACCGCCGCGGGUGGCUGAGCUUCCACAAGGCCCUCUUCCUGCUGCGGCGCGGCGCCGACCCCGAGGCGCGCACCCGCCGGGGCCAGCUGCCGCAGGACAUGGUCGCGGCGGAGCAGGCCGCGGGCCCCGCGAGGCCCCGGCAGCCCGAGAGCGAACACCUCGUGCGUCUGCUGGCGCUGGCGCGGUCGGACAGCCCGCCCGACAACGCCUGGCCCGGCUGCGGCGCGCCGACCUGCUCCUGGCGAGAGGUGCACGGGGGGGAGAGGGUAGAAGUGAGCGACAAACGUUCGCGGCGCCGAGGCGAGAGCGUCACCUUUGACAGAGGUGCCCACGAAGUAAACAUGCGCCACGAUGGCGCAAGUCCUGGCGGCGCGCCCGCGACGCGGGCCAUGGCCGUCAAUGAGAAGGCCAGGUUCGACGUGCGAUGUUCUCCAGAUUCCUCCACUGAGAAACUGUCGGCAGCACGCGCAACCGUCUGCGCAGAGCUGCUGGCGUCGCCGUGGGAGCUGUUGACCGCGUUUCGCAAAGUUCAGGGAGUUGAUCCGGCUCGGGGGCCAGUUCCUGGAAAGUCCGCGGCCAGCAGGGCCGCGAAUGACGACGUCGGCGACAGGCGUGCUGACGCGGACAGGAUCAGCCAGUUGCCAGAAUAUAGGGCGCGCGAAGCUUUCCGCACAAAGGACCGCAGAUUGUUCACAUCUCUCGCAAUAAAGGCCAUCGACAAAACGCAUCGGGAAAACUGCAACAGGAUCUUCGAUAUUCUCACUGAGAUGAGGUCCGUGUACACUGUCAUCGAGGAUUCGACAAGCGUGAAGAACAUGGCCCGCCUUGUCGAGGUCAUGCACCGUGCUCUCGGGCCUCGCUGGCCGUCGCCGUGCGUUUGCCAUCUUGGGUUACCAGACCCACGCUGGAAGCAUCUUGGAGAUCUCAGGUUUGGCGAGCCAGACGAGCGGGGAAAGAUCGCCGAGUUGAUUCAUGUUCUGGGUGCUCGCGUGGCGGUCUCGAAGAAGCAGAACGCGACCGAUAGGGAUUCGUUCUUCAUGUGCUUCGCGAGGCUCGGUAGCCAGUCCGGCCAAGUACGGCGCCAAUUCGCCGGGAGUUCAGCCAAGGCGCUGAAGCACGACGCAGGAGGUAAUUAA